Molecule: messenger RNA, 1802 nt
Organism: Benincasa hispida (wax gourd)
Lineage: Eukaryota; Viridiplantae; Streptophyta; Magnoliopsida; Cucurbitales; Cucurbitaceae
Product: UDP-glycosyltransferase 72E1-like
Molecular function (GO): coniferyl-alcohol glucosyltransferase activity
Source: RefSeq, a predicted model, not a curated record
UGAAUACAACCAAAAUACAUUUAAAAAUAACAAACUACGAAUGGCAAUGGUAGAGACGUUACAAAAUUGAAAGGUUUUAAAAUUAUAUAAAUAUCACCAUUGACUACCUACAACCCAAGCUUAACACAAUUUCUACAACCUUCUUCUUCUUGAUUUCCUUCCUGCCAUCGCCAUGCCUGUUCAAGACUCCAAAACCCACGUGGCUUUGCUGGUCAGCCCCGGAAUGGGUCAUCUCAUUCCCUUCCUCGAGCUGGCAAACCGCCUCGUCCUCCACCACAACCUCCAAGCCACUCUCUUUGUUGUCGGCACCGACUCCUCCACCGCCGAAUCAAACCUCCUCCAAAAACCCUCCGCCGCCAACAUCGUCCCUCUUCCUCACUCCUCAUCCACCCUCGACCCAAACGCCUCCUACGUCGAUAUAAUCAAUGCCAUGAUGACCGCCUCUUUCCCCUUCCUCCGCUCCUCCAUCACCACCACCAUGCCCCGUCCGGCGGCGCUGAUCGUUGACCUUUUUGGAACCCAAGCUCUAUCCAUAGCCCACGAACUCGGCAUGUUGGGCUUCGUUUUCAUGACCUCCACUGCUUGGUUCCUCUCUCUCUCCUUCUUUUACCCUUCCAUGAGCAAAUCAAUGAUUGACGCCCACGUAUACAACCACGAACCUCUCGAAAUCCCGGGUUGUACUCCAGUCCGAUUUGAAGAUACCAUCGAGAUAUUCCAGCUGAACCGGGAGGAAAUUUACGAGGGAUUCGGAGGUUUCACACGAGAACUUGGAACGGCCGAUGGAAUUUUAUGCAACACGUGGCAGGAUCUUGAGCCCAUAACGCUAAAAGCGCUGACUGAACUUGGAAACCUAAAUAAAGAAAAAGUCAACCAAGUUCCAAUUUAUCCAAUUGGGCCGUUGACUAGAUAUAGCGAGCCCAAUUUGAAGAGUGAGGUGCUGAAGUGGCUUGAUCGGCAACCGGAUGAGUCGGUGAUAUACGUGUCGUUUGGGAGUGGGGGGACGUUAUGUGCAAAACAAAUCACAGAAUUGGCGUGGGGGUUGGAGCUGAGUCAGCAGCGGUUUGUUUGGGUGAUACGGCCGCCAGCAGGGACGGAUCCCAUGGGAAUAUUUUUCACGGUGGGAACCGGAUCGGAAGACGAUUCGGCCCCAGAAUACUUACCGGAAGGAUUCAUAAAAAGGACGAAAGAGGUGGGUUUAGUGGUUCCGAUGUGGGGACCACAGGCGGAGAUUUUGAGCCACAGAUCGGUAAGGGGAUUUGUAACGCACUGUGGGUGGAAUUCGUCGUUAGAGGGAAUAGUGAACGGAGUGGCGAUGGUGACGUGGCCAUUGUACGCAGAGCAGAAGAUGAACGCGGUGGUGCUGACAGAGGAGUUGGGGGUGGCGGUGAGGGUGAGGGCUGAGGGAGUGGUGGGGAGGGAGGAGAUAGAGAGGAAGGUAAGAAUGAUAAUGGAGGAUGAAGAAGGUCGAGAAAUUAGGGAGAGAGUUAAAAUGCUGAAAAUUACUGGGGAAAAGGCCGUCUCUAAAGGUGGGUCAUCGUAUGAUUCUUUGGCUCGUGUGGCUUCAAAAUGCGAUAUUUUCCGGCGUCGGAGAGAUGGAGGGUGUUAAUCUUUAUCAUAUGUAUUUUAUAUAUCCGAUCUUAGAUGAACGACUGUAUGUUAAUUAUGGUCAAACUAUAUUUAUACUCUGUGAUAUAUUUUAUGCAAUCAAUAUGAAUUUAACAGUUAAAUAUUGUAAUUGGGAUCCUACCUUUUAAAGAGUGAAAGGAACUUUUCAUAUAGUUACUACUGCAAAGAGUUCUAUA